UGAUGUUGCUGUUGAUAUUUGAACAUGGCGGUGGGUUCAGUAUCGGUAUGCACCGAGUGUUUGUUUAAAGUUUUGGUGAUUGGAGAGAGGGGUGUUGGAAAAACGAGCUUUAUAACGCGGUACGUUAACAUGCGGUUGGUUCAAGGAGGAGUACAAGGCAUCGAUUAGUUGAAAACGAUCGAAUGGGACAAUAAAACAGUGGUGAGACUUCAGCUUUGGGACAUUGCAGGUCAGGAGAGGAUUAGGAACAUGUCCAGAGUAUACUACAAGGAGGCCAUGGGGGCGUUUGUGGUCUUUGACACGACCAAGAUGGAGACAUUAGAGGCUGCCUCACAGUGGAAGCAUGAACUAGAUAGCAAAGUGAGACUGGUCAGUGGAAGCCCUGUCCCUACUGUCCUGUUAGCCAACAAGUGUGACCAGACAGAGGGAAACAAGUAGCUGGACAACUACUGUAAAGAGAAAGGCUUCCUGGGUUGGUUUGAGACGUCAGCAAAGGACAAUCUCAAUGUUGACGAGGCAGGAGCCUUCCUAAUAAUGGAGAACAUGCUGCGGAUUGACAGAGGGCUGUCCAGCAAAGACAACGAAAAUGACAGGAUCAGCAUGAGCCAGUCCAAGGCAACAUUUAAAUGCUGCUAGUACCACCAUGGAGAGACGAUGGACUCAGCUAGUACCACCAUGGAGAGACGAUGGACUCAGGGGGCAGAGGGAUAGAGGGACUUUAACAGGGAGGCUUAAAGCUGGGUAAACUCAUAAAUAUGUCAUUUCAACCAGCAUUGCCCACUGUAUUAGGUGUCAGGCAUGUCCGUUUAUAUCAUUCUAAUUUCACACCCUCACAUAUGAUUUCAGCACAUUCCAUCAUCAGUACAUGGGUAUGGGGCAGUAGGCUACAUGGGUUGUUGUAGGAAACAUCUCUAUGGAGAUGAUUGAGCCAUUAUCUUCUGGUAAUCAACUGAUCCAAUCAGCAGGCCAAUAAACCGACCAGCGGGAACACACAGACUGUGAUUCCGUGGCUGUGACACUCCCUUUUAAAUGGUCAUAAGACUGACUGACAACACAUUUGAAUUCUAUUUUAUCCUCAUGAAACUCUUGGAUAUCAUUCUUUCCUACUCCCUCCCUUUCCUACCAGAUAGAGGAGAUCUCUAAGACAAGGUUAUUGUCAACAUGACCCAUUUUCUGGCAUGCUUUCUUGAAGAAAUAUCUGAGAAUGCAACACAAUGCUCGUGCUACACCCUCCGGAGAUGCGUUCUAUAUUGGAGUGUGCUAUAUUCAGUGUAGAGGACCCGUCUCAGUCACGGUCUCUAGACGGAGAAGGUGUGUUUAAAGGAGCAAGCUGCAAUUCAAACCACAACAAAGCGGACACCCCACCACUGUUUUUUUAAUCAAAUCAAAUUGUUUUGGUCACGUACACAUGUUUAGCAGAUGUUAUUGCAGGUGUAACGAAAUGCUUGUGUUUCUAGCUCCAACAGUGAAAAAAAAAGUAAUAUCUAACAAUUUCACAACAAUACACACCGAUCUAAAUUAAGGAAUAUAAUUAAGAAUAGAAUGGCUUUGUGAUGGCCACUCCAAUACCUUGACUUUGCUGUUGCUUCAAUAUAGCCACAUAAUUUUCCAUCCUCAUGAUGCCAUCUAUUUUGUGAAGUGCACCAGUCCCUCCUGCAGCAAAGCACCCCCACGACAUGAUGCUGCCACCCCCGCGCUUCACGGUUGGGAUGGGGUUCUUCGACUUGCAAGCCUCCUCCUUUUUCCUCCAAACAUAACGAUGGUCAUUAUGACCAAACAAUACUAUUUUUGUUUCAUCAGACCAGAGAACAUUUCUCCAAAAAGUAUGAUCUUUGUCCCCAUUUGCAGUUGCAGUGGCUUCUUCUUUGUUGAGCGGCCUUUCAGGUUAUGUCGAUUUAGGACUCGUUUUACUGUGGAUAUAGAUAGUUUUGUACUUGUUUCUUCCAGAAUCUUCACAUGGUCCUUUGCUGUUGUUCUGGGAUUGAUUUGCACUUUUCGCACCAAAGUACGUUCAUCUCUAGGAGACAGAACGCGUCUCCUUCCUGAGCGGUAUGACGGCUGCGUGGUCCCAUGGUGUUUAUACUUGCGUACUAUUGUUUGUACAGAUGAAUGUGGUACC
Molecule: messenger RNA, 2119 nt
Organism: Oncorhynchus keta (chum salmon)
Lineage: Eukaryota; Metazoa; Chordata; Actinopteri; Salmoniformes; Salmonidae
Gene: rab32b
Product: RAB32b, member RAS oncogene family
Biological process (GO): vesicle-mediated transport
Cellular component (GO): Golgi apparatus; vesicle; trans-Golgi network
Molecular function (GO): GTPase activity; GTP binding
Source: RefSeq, a predicted model, not a curated record